Messenger RNA from Pelobates fuscus (common spadefoot toad), 802 nucleotides. Its product is annotated as ras-related C3 botulinum toxin substrate 1-like. The transcript is spliced from 6 exons. Gene Ontology annotation, biological process: motor neuron axon guidance; establishment or maintenance of cell polarity; engulfment of apoptotic cell. The coding region runs from base 75 to 653 and encodes 192 amino acids. Lineage: Eukaryota; Metazoa; Chordata; Amphibia; Anura; Pelobatidae. Gene Ontology annotation, cellular component: cell projection; cytoskeleton; cytoplasmic vesicle. Gene Ontology annotation, molecular function: protein kinase binding; GTP binding; GTPase activity. The record is from RefSeq and is a predicted model, not a curated record.
ACCUGUAGUUAGUACACCUUUAUUCACUGUGGUAGCUGUAGCUGUGAAGACACAUUCCCAUUCUUAGUCCAGCUAUGAAUUAUAUAAAAUGUGUGGUGGUUGGUGAUGGAGCUGUGGGGAAAACAUGUAUCUUGAUGAGUUAUGCACACAAUUCUUUCCCUGGGGAAUAUAUCCCAACCAUUUUUGAUAACUAUGCGGCUAACUUGAUGGUUGAUGGAAAAGCAUUGAACUUGGGCUUAUGGGAUACAGCGGGGCAGGAAGACUAUGACAAACUGAGGCCCCUCUCAUACCCACAAACAGAUGUUUUUGUGAUCUGUUUUUCACUGGUGAGCCCAGCAUCAUAUGAAAAUGUUCAAGGCAAGUGGUAUCCAGAAGUUAAACAGCAUUGCCCUAAUGUUCCUAUUAUUCUAGUUGGAACAAAGCUUGAUCUUCGUGAUGACAAAAAGAUAAUUGAAGGACUUAACAAGGUCAAGCAGUCCCCAAUAUCUUACCCCCAAGGCCUGGUACUAGCCAAACAAAUUGAAGCGGUGAAAUAUAUUGAGUGCUCAGCUCUUACACAAAAAGGUUUAAAGACAGUGUUUGAUGAGGCAAUCCGAGCAGUAUUAACGCCACCACCUUCCAAACCCAGAAAGCGUCAGUGUACAUUGCUGUGAUUCACAACAUUCCAUAGAUGACUUGCUUUUAACCUUUAUAACAUACUAUGGGUGUUGUUUCUUUUUUUUUUUUUUUCUCAUUUCUUUGUGUUUUCUACAUUCCAUUGCAGCCAUUAAAUGAAAACAGUUACCAUUUUUUUAUUAUUACU